UAGACCUGUGUAUCCGGUGUAUUACAAGGAACUGGGGAUGAUGUAAAUACAUGGAUUGAAGGCGUCCUUUUGCACUGUAAGAGAAGGGAACUUGUUUUUCUUGUCUUCACAGUGCAGAAAGUUUAAUCAAACAAGGAUAUCUCAGAAAAUAGAAGGUGCUUCAGACGGUUUUCUGCAGCUUCACAUAUGACGAUGAAGCAGUGAACGGAACAGAGAAUUAAAUGGAAAGAAGAUACAUUACCAGGGUGAUAAGCGAGGAAUGGAGAUACUUCAAAUCUAAUCAAUCCUCGUAUUUCACAGUCCACAGUAAGAGGUUUGGUUUCUUUGACCCUGGUUUGCACUAAUCAAGGACUACCUCACCCAGUGUAACAGUUUGAGGAAAUACUUCAGUGAUUAUAACUAAGGGAUUAUGCCAGCACAGAGGGAAUAGCCAGAGAUUCCAGAAAGUUUUUGGCUUUGGUGAAAACUGGUCCUUAAUCUCUGCACUGCCCUGGGUGAAAGUAUCAUUGCAGUUAUAAAUUAAUGUCAAUAGUCAAUCAGCGCAUCAGCGCAUUCAGUGUUCAAUACAUUUGUAUGUCCUUUCAGAUGACAAUCAGGGAACGCCCUAAUUAUCCACUUAAUUAUACAAAUCUCUUCAUUUUCUUUUUUUUUAAAAAAGAGAUUUUUUUGUCACAAAUUUGUUCAUUAUUUUUCAUUAGAUGAACCAAAUGCAUAACAAAAUGUUAUCUUAUAAUAAAAGAUCAUAUGCAAAUAAGGUAUUUCAAUUAAGAUACCACACACUCAAUUAUCACAAACCUCAGCAGCUAAAUCAUAUCAAUCAAGAUAGUAAUUACCUCUAAGUAAUCAUAAUGAAUUUGGAGGACAAUUCAUUCAAUUUGAACUGAGAAUGUAGUAUCAGAUAUGGAUCCAGUGCAUAUUGUUGUUUCUUUUUCAAGUGUUAUUAAACUUGUGUGUUCCUUUCUCAGCUUUUUAUUUUGAACAGGGAUAUGAGCUCACCCGGUUCCUUCCGACUUUCCUUCGCAAGUCUACGAAUGCCUUUCUCAGAUGGCGUCAAAUACACUCUAUUGGGCAUCUCAGUCUCUCUGUUUGCAAUUGCAGCACUCAUACUAACAUGGCAGUUGUAUCAAUACUGCAAGCGCAAACCAAAACCCAAUGGAAAAGUAAAGAGCUAUCAAAGUGUGGAUGACAAACAGGCAGGGAAAACUAUUUUUGAAGCAGCUGAUAAAGAAUCAGAUAUUCAGAAGCAUGAUUACAAGGUUCAAAAACUCGAAGAUGAAAUAAAAAAACUGAGCAGGUGCCUUUCAGCAACUUCGUCGAUUAGUGAGCAAGACAGCGCUGACUUUCAGAGCAUCACAGAGGCGGACGCCCAGGUGAACAUCCACGGGAAGCUCAGAUUCUCUGUGUCCUACGAUAGAGAGCAGUCCCAGUUUGCCCUAACUGUCCUGGACGCUACAGGCCUCCCAGUCCAAGACUUCAGCCAAAGCGCCGACCCCUUCGUCAAGGUAAAGCUGCUGUCCGGAUCGCUAUCCGAGCAGCCUAAUCUCCAGUGUGUCCUUCAGGAGUGGGAAACCAAGACGGUGAAAAACAGCAGGAACCCUGUCUUUGGGAGCCAGUUCUCCUGCCCACUGACCGAGAAAGAACUGAAGACGAUUACUGUCAAAUUAGAGGUCAGGGACUUUGACAGAUUCUCAAGACACAGUGUUCUUGGAGAAGUGAGGACGCGCUUGAACAAUUUAAACCUGUUAUCACAUCCGGUUGAGAUCUCGGAAGAGCUACAGAAGUUAAACAAGGACUUGGUUGGAGAAAUACUUCUGUCUCUAAAAUAUCUUCCUACUGCCCAGAGAAUAGAAGUGGGGCUCUUAAAGAUUAAAACAGCUUCACUGACCAGCAAUCAAGAUAAAGCUUUAUAUGCAAGAGUCACCAUAGUCUGCAACCAGUGUAGGUUGAAGCAGCAGAAAACCUCUCUGAAGUCAAAGUGGGGAAUUACUGUAUUCAAUGAGGUCCUGACAUUUUCACUGCUAGACUCUAACAUAAGGGAGUGUGUGAUUGCUGUCUCUGUUUAUGAAACUAUCAUCAAUCAAAAAAAUAGCAAGCGCCUGAUUGGACAAGCUAUCCUGGGAAAAAGGAAGGCCGGUGAAGAUGAGCACUGGUGUCUGAUGAUGCAAUCCCUGCGCCAGCCAAUCGCAAAGUGGCAUUCCCUUUUAAUCUAAAAGUGUGAUUUCUUUGGUUACCAACUAUGGUUCAAAACUAUUUUUAAGAACCUCCCGCCACAACACUGUCAAUUGAGUUUUUGGCCAGCAUAAAUGGUUCCUAUUUCUGAUCAGAGGGGGUUGGGGCAAUUCGAGCAGAUGUAUGCACCUGCCAACCAAGCAUCUACCAUCAGCCCUCCUAUCAAGGUCUGUCAAAUCUGUUGUCUUGCCCAUCAUGACUGAAACUGACUUGAAACAGGGUCAUGCAGCUUUUGUAUAUUACAGAAUAAUUGUCCGGGACUACAGUCUGUUUUAAAAAGAAGAGGCCGAACAACUGGCUAACUAACGUUUCUAAAAACAUUCUGGUUUAUGUUUAUAAUACAGACUACCCCUUUGGUCAGUCUUGUUGGUUAGAUUUGGGAAAUACAAUAAGUAUCUUUUUCUUCAGUUCAUCCUUUAAUGUCUGGAUGUAUGUGGUAUUUGAAAGACUAGGGUUAGGGUUAAAAACACAUUGCGGAAUUGAAUGAAAUGGAGGAGCCCUGCAGUCAGUUCCUUCAUUAUAUAAAUGACCCAUGAUGAAGAUUAAAUAACAAAGGACCUGUUUUAUUAUUAUUAUUUGAUUAUUUAGCAGACACCUUUAUCCAAGGCGACUUACAGAGACUAGGGUGUGUGAACUAUGCAUCAGCUGCAGAGUCACUUACAAUUACGUCUCACCCGAAAGACGGAGCACAAGGAGGUUAAGUGACUUGCUCAGGGUCACACAAUGAGUCAGUGGCUGAGGUGGGAUUUGAACCAGGGACCUCCUGGUUACAAGCCGUUCUCUUUAACCACUGGACCACACAGCCUCCUGUUUUGUAUAACAUCCUAUAAAUUAAAGGUUGAUUACUGAUUUUGAAAACAACAGUAUUUAUUAGACCAGUAAUGGGGGUCAUUUGUGCACUCCUGUGCCGAGUCCACUGGAGAGAGUCAGAGUGACUCAUACUGCCCUGUAGUAUGAGGAGAGGAGAUACAUUUCACUUCAUUGUUAAAACAGACACUAAAAUGUUAAUUUGCCCCUCACGAGGCUUUCCAAGGGGCUAUUUAGAGCUCUUCCUUAGAGGAAUUUAUGUGGAAGAUAAAAACAAUUCAUUUUGAUUUGAUGUACUUUUUCCCUUUGUGGAAAGUUUAAAAAUUGCUGCAAAUGAGUAUUAAGGCUGUAUGCAUGAGACUUUUCCUCACAGGUUAUUUUAAAGCCUGCGUUGAUAAAUAAAAUUGGGAUUGGUAUUAAGAGUA
Acipenser ruthenus (sterlet) is the source of this 3461-nucleotide messenger RNA. RefSeq names its product synaptotagmin-6-like. NCBI's taxonomy places the organism in Eukaryota, Metazoa, Chordata, Actinopteri, Acipenseriformes, Acipenseridae. Bases 987 to 2210 code for a protein of 407 amino acids. Gene Ontology annotation, biological process: calcium-ion regulated exocytosis; cellular response to calcium ion; regulation of calcium ion-dependent exocytosis. Gene Ontology annotation, cellular component: synapse; axon. Gene Ontology annotation, molecular function: calcium ion binding; SNARE binding; calcium-dependent phospholipid binding. The transcript is spliced from 9 exons. The record is from RefSeq and is a predicted model, not a curated record.